Messenger RNA from Exophiala xenobiotica, 1813 nucleotides. RefSeq lists its product as uncharacterized. NCBI's taxonomy places the organism in Eukaryota, Fungi, Ascomycota, Eurotiomycetes, Chaetothyriales, Herpotrichiellaceae. The record is from RefSeq and is a predicted model, not a curated record. The coding region runs from base 34 to 1758 and encodes 574 amino acids. The transcript has a single exon. Gene Ontology annotation, molecular function: carboxy-lyase activity; magnesium ion binding; thiamine pyrophosphate binding.
CAGACUUUUCAAAGUGCCUGUUAUUGUCAUGAUAUGCCCCGCCUCCCUCUGGCCCAAUACCUCUUCACGCGUCUGCGGUCUCAGGGUGUCCACGCCGUACAUGGCGUCCCAGGUGACUUCACACUCAAGGCGCUUGACUACCUGCCCCUUGCUGGCCUGAAGUGGGUCGGCAACUGCAAUGAGUUAAACGCCGGUUACGCGACGGAUGGGUACGCGCGAAUCCGCGGAAUAGGAGCACUCUUCACCACAUAUGGUGUCGGUGAGCUUUCAGCCAUCAAUGCUGUGGCAGGAAGUUUCGCCGAAUCGGUGCCUGUCGUGCACAUCGUAGGCACGCCUCAGCGACGCCUCCAGGAUGCUCGAGCGAACGUGCACCACACACUCGGCGACGGAAGGCCGAGGGUGUUUGCUGAGAUGCAUGAGAAAGUCACGGUCGCGCAGGCGAACCUUGUGGAUGAGCGGACGGCGCCAAAGUUGAUUGAUCGCACGAUCGAGGCCGGGCUGAGGGAAAGUAAGCCCGUGUAUAUCGAGAUGCCCUGUGAUAUGGUCACGAAGGAAGUUGAUAGUGAGAGAUUAGAGGAGCCGUUGAGUACCGAAGCGCCGGUGGAUGAUGGGAAGCAGGGAAAACUCGUUAACGAACUGAUCCAAAGGAUCUACGCGGCGAAGCAGCCUCUCAUAUUGGUGGACAGCGGUGAUGGCGUGCGACAAUUGAAGGACGCAAUUAAUGCCUUCGUCAAGAGGUCUGGAAUCCCGACUCUGGCCAUGCCUUCGGGUAAUGGGAUGGUCAGUCACCAGUUGAGUAAUUACUUUGGCGUCCACUCUGGUCCGGUCGGACAGAUCGAUACAAUGCCAUUCGUCAGCGAAGCUGAUCUGGUCCUUGCUUUCGGGCCAAUGUUCUCAGAUACACAGACGCUGGGGUGGAAAGUCGUCCCUGACGCCGACAAGCUCGUCACUCUGGGAAAGAACUACUUCUCGGACCUCACGACAAGACACACCAUCAACCUGAGAACCUUCGUCGCGCGCCUGACCGAGGAGUUGGACCCUUUACGGAUCCAGUCGUCCGACGUCUCAUCCUUGGGCGAUUUCCGCACCAUCCAACCUCCAGCCUUUGGCGACGGCAAAGAGAUCAACAUCGACGCCCCCAUCGACCAGACGAACUUCUACCUGCGUCUGAAUCCGUACUUGCAGCCCAACGACGUCGUCCUUCUCGGCAACGCAACGCCCAUCCUCGGCGGCCGCGACCUAGUCCUCCCAUCAGGAGCCCAGAUCAUAGCAUCGGGCCAGUGGUUCUCAAUCGGCCACAUGCUCCCCGCUGCAUGUGGCGCAGGUCUCGCGCAGCAAGCUAUACCUGCCGUCGAAAGCCGCGGAGGCCGAACGAUCCUCCUCGACGGCGAUGGCAGUUUCCAGGUCACCGCCCAGGAACUCGCCACAAUCAUCCGCUACCGCGUCCCCAUGACGAUCUUUCUGAUCAACAACGCAGGCUACGCGUACGAACGGCAGAUCCACGGCAUGUAUGAGGACUACAACGAUCUCGCAAUGUGGGCGUACACGCGGAUCCCAUUCGAUUUCGGCGCCAAAGAUGACAAGUACCCGAUUCGUGCACACCAAAUUCAUACUUGGCGAGACCUGAGCGAGUUGCUCGCAUCCGAAUCGUUCUGUAAGAGCCCCGGUCUGCAGUUCGUGGACGUCCGCAUGGACAAAUUCGAUGUCCCGGAGAAGUUCAAAGUUGUCUUUCAGAGGGCUGGAGAGCAGCUGGGCUGAGCCGAUGGACAGAGCUUCACAUGUUGAUAUAUACGUAGUAUACACCAUUCCUGGC